GGAAUCUGAGCUGUACAUUCAAAAGCAAGCCAGCAACCAUUGAUGGAUUGAACAAACCAACGAACAACCUACGAUCUACAUGUAUGUAUAGCACAAGAUCUGAAGAUACUCUUUCCAAAUUUUCAGCCUAGUCAAAAUCUUCUCCACCUGUUAUUUCCACCCAUUUUCUCGGACUCUCUCUACCUUCCAUUUUACCAAUUCUUUGAUUCCUCUUAUCCAUUUUCGAAUCGGCACACUUUUUGGCGCAAAUUUUGAGAAGAUGAAGGAGGGGACGGGGAAAGUGGCAGUGGUGGCGGCGGCUGUGAUAGGGGCCGCGGCGGCAGUGGGAGUAGCGGCUUAUAUUGUCAGGCAGCGGAUGAAGAGCUCGGGGAAAUGGGCAAGGGCUUUGGCGAUUGUGAAGGAAUUUGAUGAGAAAUGUGGGACUCCAGAAGGGAAGCUUAAGCAGGUGGCCGACGCCAUGACGGUGGAGAUGCACGCAGGAUUAGCCUCCGAGGGCGGAAGCAAGCUUAAGAUGCUCAUUAGCUAUGUAGAUAACCUCCCUACUGGUGAUGAGAACGGAGUUUUUUAUGCAUUGGAUCUCGGUGGAACAAAUUUCCGUGUAUUGAGAGUACAAUUGGGAGGGAAAGAAGUUGGUAUUGUUCAUCAGGAAUUCACCGAGGCAUCAAUACCCCCAGCUCUGAUGGGUCAAACUUCAGAUGCCCUUUUUGAUUAUAUAGCAGAAAAACUUGCAAAUUUUGUCGCCGAAGAAGAACAAAGGUUUCAACAACCUCCUGGUAGGCAGAGAGAACUAGGCUUCACUUUCUCGUUCCCUGUCAUGCAAACUUCAAUAAACUCUGGUAAUCUCAUCAGGUGGACAAAAGGCUUCUCCAUUGAUGAUGCGGUUGGCCAAGAUGUGGUAGCUGAACUUACGAAAGCCUUGCAAAGAAAAGGUGUUGAAAUGAGGGUGGCAGCUCUGGUGAAUGAUACAAUUGGAACAUUGGCUGGAGGCAGAUAUACCAAUAAGGAUGUUGCUGUUGCUGUUGCUGUGAUAUUGGGUACUGGAACUAAUGCAGCAUAUGUAGAGCGUGCUCAAGCAAUUCCGAAGUGGCACGGUCCCCUGCCUAAAUCUGGAGAGAUGGUUAUCAAUAUGGAGUGGGGUAACUUUAGGUCAUCCCAUCUUCCAUUGACGGAGUAUGACCAUGCAUUGGAUGUCGAAAGUUUAAAUCCUGGUGAACAGAUAUUUGAGAAGAUAACUUCUGGCAUGUACUUGGGAGAAAUUUUACGCAGAGUUCUACUAAAGAUGGCUGAAGAAGCUGCUUUCUUUGGUGACGAGGUUCCACUGAAACUUAAAAUUCCAUUUAUAUUGAGGACGCCGGAAAUGUCAGCAAUGCAUCAUGACACGUCCUCUGAUCUUAGGGUGGUGGGCAACAAACUGAAGGAUAUACUAGAGAUAUCUAAUACCUCCCUGAAAACAAGGAGAGUUGUGGUUGAGCUCUGCAACAUUGUGGCCACGCGUGGGUCUCGGCUUGCAGCUGCCGGGGUUCUGGGCAUCCUAAAGAAAAUGGGACGGGAUACUUUGAGGGAAGGAGGUCCACAAAAGACUGUCAUAGCCAUGGACGGUGGACUGUAUGAGCACUACACUGAAUACAGUAAGUGCUUAGAGAAUACAUUGCGAGAGUUACUCGGGGAGGAAACUGCAUCAAGCAUUGUCGUCGAGCAUUCAAAUGAUGGUUCGGGCAUUGGUGCUGCUCUUCUUGCAGCCUCCCACUCCUUGUACCUUGAAGAGAAUUUGUAAGAAAAUUCCCCACCUUUUCCCGAGAAAACUGCAUCCAUCAUGAAGCUACUAUUCGUUUAAAUUUCGCGAUUGCUUUGGAUUUAUUUCCAAUUCUUUUCCAUAGUUUAGGAAUCCAAUAUUUAUCUGGAAACAAUAUAUACCGAAUUAGAUAUAAGUGAGAGGAGCUGGAAGUAGCCUCUUCUCUUCCAAUGAGAGUUUUUUAUUAAUUCAAGAAUCUUUAGUUAUUUUUUGAUUUCAUCUGUCAUAGAGUGCCUCAAUUUAUGGUCGAUUUUUAUGACAUAUGCAAUGGGAAAAGAGAGAUUGUGGAAUA
This is a messenger RNA of Olea europaea var. sylvestris, 2084 nucleotides long. RefSeq names its product hexokinase-2-like. Gene Ontology annotation, molecular function: fructokinase activity; glucokinase activity; ATP binding. Gene Ontology annotation, cellular component: mitochondrion; cytosol. Bases 260 to 1774 code for a protein of 504 amino acids. The transcript is spliced from 9 exons. Gene Ontology annotation, biological process: glucose 6-phosphate metabolic process; glycolytic process; intracellular glucose homeostasis. NCBI's taxonomy places the organism in Eukaryota, Viridiplantae, Streptophyta, Magnoliopsida, Lamiales, Oleaceae. The record is from RefSeq and is a predicted model, not a curated record.